AUGAGUGAGGACGUGAAGUUUGACCACUUGGUCAACUUUGGGUCUGCUAAAUUUCUCCAUGAGCCUCGCCUGCCCAGGCCUCGGAUCCUCACCUGUAGCACCCGCCAAACAGAGGCCACGUGGGGAUCACAGGGAGGGAGGGAGGGCGAGCGAAGGUCACAUGGCCUCCCUGGCCUGCUGCCGCUGCUGUUGCGGCAGGAGCAGGAGCGUGGGGACCAGCGGCUGGACGGGUGGGGGCUGAGGCCUGCAGCUCGUGAUGGCGGUGGAGCCUGGCAGCUGGGAGGGCAAAGGACCAGCCUCUCUGCCCCUCCCCUUGGCACCUGGGAGCCUGACCUCCAGCCUCCCUCACCUGUCCAGGAAGGAGCCACACACUCUCUGCGUGAUGUGCCAAGAGGCUGCAUCUCCACUGAUGAGCUGGGACUCCCCCAUCCCCAUGCCCUUCCUCCCCCAGCUUUGGAAGGUGGCCUUUCCCUGGUGGCCCUGCCAAUCCAUGACGAGGAAUCCGAGACACAACUGCAGGCCAUGCAGCGGCGGGUACUUGGCUGUCCUACCCCAUCCGCUCUGGUGCAGACAAACGGACUUUCUGUCUCUAUGAAGUUGCCUCUUCUGGACACUCGAAAUGAGUGCAAUCAUACCGCCUGUGCCCUUCAGUGUCCAGCUCAUGUCACUUGGCUGAUAUCCUGAAGAUUCAUCCACAGUGCAGCGUGUCAGAACUUCGUUUGUUUUACGGCUAGAAUAUAUUCCAUUGUAUAGCUGUGUUCCAUUAUGUUUACCCACUCUUCUGCUGAUGGACUUUGGGGCUGUUUUCCGCCUUUUGGCUAUUGUGACUAGUCCUGCUGUGAACAUUCAUGAGCCAGUUUUUGUUUGAA
Symphalangus syndactylus (siamang) is the source of this 869-nucleotide messenger RNA. RefSeq lists its product as uncharacterized. NCBI's taxonomy places the organism in Eukaryota, Metazoa, Chordata, Mammalia, Primates, Hylobatidae. The record is from RefSeq and is a predicted model, not a curated record.